AUGGAGGAUAUAGAAUUACUUCCGCCGGGAGUCGAAGAACCUCCCGAGGUAGGUAUUCAUUGUUUUUCUUAUAAAUUUAGAUUCAACUUAUUGAUUUCCUCCUAGGGAGACAUCGAAGAACUUGAAGAAAAGCUAGAAGUGAAAGAAGCGGAAGAAGUGAAUAAUGCCGAAGUUCCCGAAGCAGAAGACGUAGAAGAUGAGGAAGAAAAGACUCCAUCAGAAGGUGGAUUUGAUGAAAAAUCUUGAAAAUGGCGAAAAUAUAUAGAUAAUCCGUUUGCGGAUGAUGAUUCUGACGAGGAAGAUGGAGGUGUCCAGGUCACUAUCAGGAAAAUUGAUCAGUCACAAUUCACGGUGAGAAAUAAAAUUUAUUAAAAUGGUUGAAUUAAUUUAUUUUACGAAAUUUCUUCUGUUUUUUUUUUUUUGAAGCGUCGGUUUCUCUUGCACUAACUGUCUACUCGAUUAUGCAACAAAAUUUCAAUCAGCUUUAAAUUUAUUUCUCAAAUUUAUUAGUUUCACAGCUUUCAACUGUACAAACUUUCCAGAAAGCAUCAACAAGUGGAAAGUUGGAUAUCGAUACAACUCCACUGAUCAAUGAAAAGCCGAUUUAUGACAUUGAUUUGGCUCAAAUGGACGACCGGCCGUGGCGGAAACCCGGUGCCGAUGUUACGGAUUAUUUUAAUUAUGGUUUCACUGAAGGUUAGUUUUUAAGAAAAUUAAGAAAAACUUGUUCUUUUUCCAAAAUAUUUUUCGAUACCCUGUACCUUACACGAAUUUCUUUCUGACUCUUUUUUUCUAAAUGUUAAAUUUAGAAAUAUUCUAACUUGAUUGAAAUUUGUCAAGUACUUACUGAAUUUUUUUAAGGUUAUGCGAAUCUUGUUCAUUUUCAAUAACCCAAAAGGGUUUUUUAGCAUUACUUUUAGUGUUUUAUCUAGCUAAACCUUUCAAUUUCUUCACUUGUUCGUGUAUUCACAAAGCAAUAGGUGCCUUCCCAACUAUUGCAAAUUUAUAACGAAACAUGUUAAUUUUUUGUUUCAGAUUCGUGGAACACUUACUGCGAGAGACAAAAGAAGCUGCGCAUGGAGUUUUCGAACAACCAGGCUGCGGCCAACAAGGCUCUCUUUUCGAAUAUUCAGCUCUCCAAUCCCCUUGUCAUGCCCCUUAUCUCCUCAAGUUUGAAGAAAGUCAUUCCGAAUGACUGACUUUGGUUUUCUAGACACGAAUAUGGGAGCCGUGAAGGUUCUCACGGAUAAUGGCGGCCGAUUCAAGCCUCAUCAGUACGUCAGCCGCACGACAAACGACACAAAUACUGUCAUGAGGACGGUUAUCGCGCCGAAACCCAUCGUCCCACCUAAUAAUGAUCCUUAUGUAAUUAUUUUAUUCUCCGCAGCACUUUUUAAUCCUGAAAAAUUUACUUUUUUUUUCUGAACUUUUUUAAGUAAAUACCUUGAUUAAUUUGAGGAACGAAGAAGUUUUCAAACGUAAUGCAGAGAAAAACCUUUGUGAUAUGGUUGUUUUGUGAAAAAACCAACUUUUCGGGAAAAUUCUAAAGUUUUUAUCCUCAUUUUUUAAUGAAAUCGAAUCGUUAUUAGGAAGGAAAUUGUUAGGUACAUAAGUAAAAUUUACUAAGACAAAAAAAGUUUUUUUAGCCUGAACUUGAAUCCUGAAUCUCUUGAGAAUAAAUAAUAAAAUAAACUAUAUAUUUAAGAACUUCUAUUUUUUGCAAAAAUGAUGUUUGAAGAUUCCACCGGCGACGCCUACAGCGACAGUCAUCGACUUUUCGAAGCCGCCCCCGGGAAUGAUGAGCGGACCGCCGCCGCCAAUAGUUCCUACCACGAAUUCUGUGCCUUUGAUGGGCGCUCCGAUCGUUCAGUCAGGUAACAUUUAGAAAAAAAGACAGUAGAGAAUAUUAGUUUUGAAAGUGUUUUUUUAAAUAUAUCGAAUAUCGGCAAAAGAAAUCAUUUCCGGCUUGUAUUCCAAAAAUAAUCGGUGAUGAGUUGUGAUUUAUAAAAAAACUUAUAGAAUAAUCAUUCCAAAGGGACUAAAAAAAGUUUUUAAGAGCUGAAAAAAAUAAAUUUUGGAAGAAGUGGUCACCUUUUCCGACCUCGCUUGGAGAUGUGGUUUUCUUCGGUUUCAGUGUUUUUCUUUGUCCUGAGAUAAAGAAGAUGACGUACUCCUGAUCUUAAUUUAUUUUGUUCCAAAACAGUUUUAGAAGCACCUCCCGGAAUAGAUGCUCCGCCGCCAGGAGUUUCCAUGGAACGACCGCCAGGUGUCGUGUCCCCGCCCACUACGAUUUUGACGGCUCCGGGCCUCGAUUUGAACCUGGGAGUUCCGCCACCUGGGUACCAAUAGAACCAAAAUUCAAUAAUUGUUUUCCAUUUUAGUUUCAAUCCGUCUUUGCCGCCCCCAGGCAUUGGCGGGAUGAGAGGGCCGCCGCCGAUGGGACUUCCGCCGACGAAUCUCCCUCCUCCAGGCUUCAACAUGAUGCCGCCGCCGUUCCCAGGCGCUCAGAGAUUUCCGCCUGGAGCUGCACCGCCAGGUAUCGUUAUCAUAGUAUUCUCAGCCUAUGAUUUUUAAAAACUUUUACCUCACACAUUAUCAAGGUCUCAGGCCUUAAUGGUCGCUAUUUUCAGAAAACAUUUUUUUAGUCUUUUUUCGUGUCUUCUGUCAAAGUCAUUUUUCUAACUAGGAGAAUUCAUUUUCAAAGUUACGAGUUUCAUUCUUGUUGGAAAAUGAAGUAAAUAUAUCUUCCUUUAGUUUGAAACAUUCAAUUCUUGAUAGCUGAACAAUCACGGUUACAGGUGCAAAUCGGCCUGUGCCGCUGAUGGGCCGCGAAUUCGAAGUUCGUGAUUCACGAAGGGAAUCUGGGGAUUAUGAAGAGUGGGAAUUUGGAACGUCGUCUUUCUCAUAAAGAGGUCAUUCAGAGACGAGGACCGACGUCGUCAUCGGAAAAGGUCGUCUAGGUCGCGGAGUCCGUCAAGACGCGACCGCGACAGUGGAAGCAGGUAAAAAUGAUAGGAGUUAGGGAAAAAUAUAAAUGAUCUCAUCGACAUAACCAUUUCUGCGCCCGCUCGUUUAUACUUCAAACAAAAAUACUCCGCAUUUUUCGGAUUUUACGUCGGAUGAUAAAAAUUUAAUAGAAGACGCACGGACCGGGACCGCGAACGAAGCGACCGAACACGAAGGCAUCGCAGCAGAAGCUCUUCUGCUGAUGGUAUAACUGUAUAAUAGGAACAUCGCAAAUAUUCGAGUUCAGGGCGACGACGACAUCGCGAAAGAGAAGAACGCGACAAAGAGAAGAGAAGAGAACGUCGAGAUGAUGACGAUCGCAAGAAAAGGUUCGGAUCAGCUUUGUUCUUGACUGAAGAGAGAUUCAGAAGACGUGAUGACGAGGAAAGGGACGAUCGUCGCGACAAGGACCGCAAAGAGAAAAGGUUCGAUACCGAAUAUCCGGUCUUUGUUCAGUCUUAUCUUUCAGAUCUCGCAGGGACUCCGAAGAGGGAGUUUCUGACCAGAAUGAUGAGUAA
This is a messenger RNA of Caenorhabditis auriculariae, 3524 nucleotides long. The record is from the annotation of a GenBank genome assembly. Lineage: Eukaryota; Metazoa; Nematoda; Chromadorea; Rhabditida; Rhabditidae.